AUUGGUUUCUUCUUUUUUGCGUCCCCCCUUUCAUUUUUUAGAUUCUCUUCAUCUCAGCACGCCAUGUCAUCUGGCUCUCCAGUAACAAUCCACGCCACGCACAAAGUGCACUGCGCAGACAAAAGCCGCCUUGAACAGGUGCCAUGUCCCUUUCUUCUCGGCCCUUUCGACCACCUGCUACCGGCCUUUGCCACAAUCGCGGUCGUCUUUGUAUGGAGACAGCCUCCUCAGAGCGAUAUUAGCAUCCCUAAUAAUACCACCCACCCUCUCAUUUCAUUCGACCUUCUACACACUGCCCUUUCCCGACUCCUCGACUUCUACCCCCACCUGACAGGUCGAGUACACAUUAACCCCGAGAAUGGGAGUCCUGAAAUCCACCGCUUAGGCGAAGGUACCCAGUUAAAUAGCGCUACAUGCGAUGCCUCGUUCCCUCAGCAUGUCGCGCAACUCGCCCCAGAACAUAUGCCCGGACAAGGAAAUGCGCUGCUGCCGGAAUUCAAUAGCACACCGGACGGUUUUCCACACGAGCCUGUCCUGAGUAUCCAGCACACUCGAUUUGCGUGUGGUUCUGUUGCAUUGGGCGUGCGUGUGAAUCACACUCUAUGUGACGCGCGUGGCUUUCUUCAGCUCGUCGAGGAUCUGGCGGAUGUUUAUCGUGGAUUGCGAACUGGAACGGCUACAUCUGCGCAGCCGGAGCAUCUGCCAUGCAUCACACCCUACUUGUCAGAUCGAGCGUUGAGCCCGCAGGAAUCAAAAGAAGCGCUGAGGUUCAACCCGUUGGAUUACCAUGUUGAUCGACAAGAACAAGAACCAACAGCGGACUCGUUCAAAUCAGACAAGCCCGUCACCGGCAAACUGCUACAUUUCAGCAGCGGCGAGCUCCGAGCCUUGAAGAACGCCGCAACCAACUCCCAAGCCCAGGGGCAGUGGGUUUCCACCUUCUCAGCCCUCUCCGCACACCUCUGGCUGAGUGUCCAGCGCGCACGAGCCUAUCUCCGGAAUAAAACCACCCCGGCCUCAGACACAACUAACGAUGCUUCUACCACCUCGACCUCGACUGAAACCGCCGACCUCCUCACCUCCCUCGACUGGCGAUCCUCCACCCGCCUAGCCCUUCCCCACCGAUACUUCCCCAACGCCGUGUCAGAGCCCUACAUCACCUUACCGCUGAACGAUCUCUCCCACUCCGCGCUCCCCCAAGCAGCACAACAAAUCCAAACCACCCUUCUCUCACGAACCCCCACCGACCAACAGAACACUCUGAACUGGGUUCUAGCGCAGCCCGACAAGCGCCAAAUCCAGCUCCGAGCGCGCAUGUUCUCCCCGAACAGCUUCAUCGUCAGCCAGUGGAAUAAGCUGGAUUUCUAUGGUGUUUGUUUCGACACGGAUACGCAGGGCAAAGGCAUUGGGCCGGAUAGAGCUUGGCCGCCUUUCACCGGGGAUUCGUCGGUUGAUGGGCUGGCUUAUUUUUUGCCGGCGAAGAGGAAGGAAGGGGCCGAUGGGGAUGGUGGGAUUGAGGUUGUUUUGUCGUUGCAUGAGCCUCUUUGGGAGGUUCUUCGGGAGGAUAGGCAUUUUAGGGAGUUUUCUGGAUUAUAGGUGCUUGAUUCGCUGGCAUAGUUGCAAAUUCCGACUACAGGUAUAUUGGUGCUGUUGCAGGUCCAGAAUACUUCCCAAACAAGUCGAUCUCAAUGAAUCAGUUCUAUAUGUGGGAUGGCGGUUAUAUCAUAGGUAAAGACAUGACGAAUUUUAUAUAGGGAGGUUUUAUUUCCUUUGAGAACAGGGAUAUUUGAUAGGAGCUGACAUGUCCUGUCUUAACUGGACCGGAAAAUCGACCAGUCACCACGUGCCCCUGGCCGCGUCUUUCGGGAAAGGUUUAUAAGUUAACCUUAUACAUGGAUGUGUUGUGAUAGAACGAGCUAUGUUCUUUUGGCUUUCUUGUUUUUCUUUUCUU
Messenger RNA from Aspergillus steynii IBT 23096, 1951 nucleotides. RefSeq lists its product as uncharacterized. NCBI's taxonomy places the organism in Eukaryota, Fungi, Ascomycota, Eurotiomycetes, Eurotiales, Aspergillaceae. The record is from RefSeq and is a predicted model, not a curated record. The coding region runs from base 64 to 1596 and encodes 510 amino acids. The transcript has a single exon. Gene Ontology annotation, molecular function: acyltransferase activity, transferring groups other than amino-acyl groups.